Messenger RNA from Amoebophrya sp. A25, 1572 nucleotides. NCBI's taxonomy places the organism in Eukaryota, Dinophyceae, Syndiniales, Amoebophryaceae. The record is from the annotation of a GenBank genome assembly.
AUGUUUCAUUGGUGUGACCAGCUCCCCGCGCCAUUUAGCACCGGCGCACGUGAAGUACUUUCCUCGAACUGCAGCGGCGGCGGUGCAGAUGGAGGCUCACCUAGGUCGAUCACUGAAAAUGAUUAUAGCGCCGGGCAAGCGGACGAACCACAACUUGAAGCUGAGAAGGUUAGAGAAGAAGGCUUAGCUUCUUCGACCAAGAUGAAGCCUGUUCUGGGUAAAGACAUUCCUCCUGGCUACUCUGCAGCCGCCAAAACGAUGACCGUAGCAGAACACUCCUUGUAUUUGGCUCGGUUUUGGCGAGACAACAUUGGCCGCUUUGCAACGAAUCUGUCUGCGGCAGAGCAAGACGAACUGAUCGUGAUGACGCUAUUCCGUGACGUUUUCUAUUUCGCAGAUUUUCCGAACCAUGACUGGAAGGGUGUCAUGCUAUUACUAGGGCAGUUCGCUGACCAGGUACAACCGCAGAAGACUACAGCAGCAGAUGUAGUUGACUCUACAACGAAUUCCGCUCCUGCUCAGGUGGAGAACGAGGAAUCACAAGGAAGGCGAAUGAGAGCACUGCGUUCACAGAACCAUAAUGACAUUGGUUUUCCUGCUUACCAAAAUAGUCUUGCAAUGGAUGCGAGUCGCCAGAAAAAACUUUUAGAGCUUGAAGCACUACAACGCGCUUCCGCUUUGCGAAAGCAGGGUGAAAUCGAUCUUCCAGAAAUACGCAUACGGCAGCAGAACAAAAUCAAUUUGAUGAAAAUAGCUCAAGGGCGGGCCUCUCUCGACGAAAUGGAAAAAAUUGAGAAGAAUACGAACGUCAACAGCAUCACUAGACACAUAAUAAAGCAAAGUAGUACUAGAGAUUCUCUUUCUCCUGCAGGAGCUGGUAAGGGUAUUGUCCAACAUCCUCCGUUUGGACCUUCUGCUGCGUCGAGAAAAAGUGUCACCCUGCCUCUGUUGAGUUGCAGUUCAUCACGCGGCACAUCGAGGUCUAGGUCAACGACUGCGUCACCAAGAAUAGGUGAAGAAUCUCCAUCUGAUGACCUCACUCCCACGGCGCUUCAUCAAGCGGCAUCGAGUCUUGUUGGAGAGACUUCGAUAGAUGAUUCGCUGCUUACCACUUUCUUCGACGAUGAUGAAAAUACGAACAGUUUAUCCUCUAUGAUCAAUCGUUCACCUCCCAGAAGUCCAUCAUUAUCAUUGUUGUCGACAUCUACAGCUUCACCUUCCGCCGGACUCGUUUUUUCUGAACAACCGAUAAUUUCCGAAACGAUUCGUAGUACCCCGACCUCAUCUGGAGGAAGUCCAAGUCCCAGUCACCCAACCACCUUGCUGAGUGGUUCGGCUAAAGGUCUUCGUUCACCGUGUGUUGGAAGCACAGUCACUUCGAGGAUCCCACAAUACCAUGUGCCAAGCAUCUGGUAUCAGCACGUGCCGUAUAACCUUGCACAGGCGCGUGUACUCGGUCUUCAGCAGGCGUCGGCGGUCUCCACCUGUCGCCCAGAUCCUCUGCAGAUUUCGUCGAGUACCGCUGCCACAAGCUCGAAUUCAAUAUCGCUGUCGGGGGUGAACAUUUUGUCG